Molecule: messenger RNA, 365 nt
Organism: Scutellospora calospora
Lineage: Eukaryota; Fungi; Glomeromycota; Glomeromycetes; Diversisporales; Gigasporaceae
Source: the annotation of a GenBank genome assembly
AAGGUGAACAUAAGUUAAUUCAGAAAUUAAAAGACUCACCAGGACAAAUAAUUUCUGAUAAUCAGAAAUCAAGAUUUUGGGUUACACUGGCUACUAAAUCUCGACCAGAAAAUUGUUCUCAAGAAGCGUUAGAUACAGUAAUUGAGGCUUAUGGAGUUACUCUCUCACCUCCCUCACCUAAGACAAAAUCUGCAGAUUUACUAAAGCUUGAUAAAACUGAAAUUGUUGAAAUACCUACUUGCAACAUCUCUUUUCCAAAUCUUAUGAUACCUACCGCUAUUCCUCCAUCCCCAAGUAUGGAUAUAUCACUAUGGAUUACUGCGAAAGGAUAUAACCCCAAGACUUUUAAUUGCAAACCACCUCAC